UUCACCUUCUGGAAUUUUCCUCUGUGUUUUUUUUGGUGGGGUGAAGCGGUUUCCUCAGCCGUUCCAACCCCGUUUUGUGUUUGAUUUCGGUUUGUGUCUCCGCCUUUCUCCGGCGCUUCUCUACUUCCCUCCACACCCACCCACCCUCCCUUUUCUUGUCUCCCUUGGGAAGAGCCCCUCACAAUGCGCGCCACGGGGACCGGGACGGCUGGCACGGCCACCGCCAGCUCGGGGAAAGCGCCGCCGACCACGCCGGCUGACGGGGACGGGCGCUUCAGCGUCCUCAGCUGGGAGCAGGUGCAGCGGCUGGACCACAUCCUGGAAGAAGCCGUCCCCAUCCAUGGCCGCGGCAACUUCCCCACCUUGUCGGUGCGGCCCCGCAGAAUCGUGCAGGUGGUCCGUAGUCGUCUAGAAAAGCAGGGCAUCACUGUCCACAAUGUGAGGUUGAAUGGCUCAGCAGCUAGCCACGUGUUGCACCAGGACAGCGGUCUGGGGUAUAAAGAUCUGGAUCUCAUUUUUGGUGUUGAUCUGAAAAGCGAGGAUAUUUUCCAGCUGGUAAAAGAUGUAGUGAUGGAUUGUCUCCUGGAUUUCCUCCCAGAAGGGGUAAACAAAGAUAAGAUCACUCCCAUGACUCUGAAAGAGGCCUAUGUGCAGAAGUUGGUGAAAGUGUGCAAUGAAACUGACCGCUGGAGCCUUAUAUCACUGUCAAACAACAGUGGGAAGAAUGUGGAACUCAAAUUUGUAGACUCUCUCCGGCGGCAGUUCGAAUUCAGCGUUGAUUCUUUCCAGAUCAUAUUAGACUCACUAUUGCUCUUUGGAGAGUGCUCAGAGAAUCCAAUGUCUGCAAAUUUCCACCCUACUGUCACUGGGGAGAGUAUGUAUGGGGACUUUGAGGAGGCGAUUGAUCACCUGAGGAACCGAAUUAUAGCUACUAGGAAUCCAGAGGAAAUCAGAGGAGGUGGGCUUCUGAAGUACUGCAACCUCCUGGUGAGGGGAUUUCAAGCCAAAUCAGAAGUUGACAUGAAAGCCUUGCAGAGGUACAUGUGUUCAAGGUUUUUUAUAGACUUUCCUGACAUCGGGGAACAGCAACGAAAGCUGGAGUCUUACCUCCAAAGCCACUUUGUAGGAAUGGAAAGCAAAAGGUACGAUUGCCUGAUGACCUUACACAGAGUGGUAAAUGAGAGUACGGUGUGCCUGAUGGGACAUGAAAGACGACAGACGCUGAACCUCAUUGCCAUGUUGGCCCUCCGGGUCCUGGCUGAGCGGAACAUAAUUCCAACUGUCACAAAUGUGACUUGUUAUUAUCAGCCAGCACCAUACAUGGGGGAAAUAAACGUCAACUAUUACGUAACCCACAUGCAACCUCUUCUGCCUUGCAGUCACUCCUACCCAACGUGGCUCCCUUGCAGCUGAAUGCUGAAAAAAGCUCCAGUCUUUGUCUUCGCAAGGAGCAGAGGCUGUGUGUUCAGAAGAAAAGAAAAGAAAAAAUAGGUCUCUUGCGCUGAGUAUCUUGCUCUUACAUUGGAACUAUAAGUCUACUUAAUUGUGGGAAAUUGUGCAGUGAUAUGUCUAAUUACCAGAAAUGUUUACAGGAAGAAAAUGCUUGAGUUAAUGUAUAAGGUGGGUGGAAAGGAUUAGGUUAAAAGUAGAGCUGCACUACCUUAAAUGCAAGCUGAUUUUUUUCUUUCUUUCUUAGUGCAAGAAGCAUUAUGGGCUGUGCAGACUCUAUUUUUUUCUGAACAUAUUUCAAAGUGUUAAUUCCUUUUAAGGGACCAAAGAAAUCUUAUACAAGUGCCUGCAACCAAAAAAAAAAAAAAAGAAACACUAAUUUUUUUUGUAGUGGCAGAAAUCUAUAUUGACAGCUUAGUUAUGGAUGUUUGCGAGGAAUUUUUGGUUUUAGGAUCACACAUUAAUUUAUGUCAAGGGAACUGAGGUAGGCAGAGGCUUUCCACAGCAGCCACUGUAACAUGGCUUGCUGUUUGAUGGACCAGCAGCACUGAUUAACAGUUGGAGCAGAGCUGGGAUGGGGAACUAAAUGGGGGUUCAAUUUAUAAUGAUAGAGAAUUUUUAAUGUGAUGGAUUAUGUGCCCUCAUUGCCAAGGCUACCAGAGGAAAUGGGAACUACCCUAAAUUAUUAUUCAAUUUAAUGUGCAGUGCCAAAACCCUAAUAUUUUAAUUCCUCUUAAAGGAAAGCCUGUAGAUCAGUAUUUUGCUGUGUGGAUCAAUAUAUCUUUUUCAUGCAAGGAGCAGUUAUUUCCAGGCUUUUAUAGCCUCUAGGACUGUCAAUGGUAUUAGAGUAAAAAUGAGCUGGACCAAAAACAUAAAAAGGUACAUGCAUAGCCUUUGUCCUGGUUAACAAAAAGAACCAAUUAGACCUUGGCCCAGAAGCCCUCAGCUUUGUGUCUGAUAGCCCACUACAGUAUCUUGAGAAUUGUGCUUCUCUUCCUGUUGGGUGUCUGUGACUAUCUACUUGAUUCCAUGUUAGACUAAGGAAACAUUUUAACACUGCUUGUUAUGGCUGUGCAAAACUUUAUAGUCUUAAUUUGACAAGGUAUCAGUGAUUUAUUGAAUCAAGUCAUCAAAUUGAAGACUAGGCUUGAUGCGUUGAAUCAGAUGAAGUGAUGCAAUUUAGAUGACUUUUGUUUGAAUUGAACUUACAAAUUGGAUUAACACAAUUCACAUGUUUGAACUGAAAAUUCAAAUCUGAUUUAGAAAAAAAAUACAUUUGGAUCGGAUCUGAUUUGCACAGGUCCAUUGCCUUGUUUUUGCUUAUAAAAUUUUGAUGUAGAGAAAAUUCCUCAUGUCUUGCGCUUGCUACAGUAGAAUAAGUAACGAGACGAGAGAGCUGUAGACAACUGUACACAGGAAAUUGUUGAUGUCUUGUCAAAUUAGGCUUUGAAAUAAUUAUUUAUCCAGCACAAUAAUUCUUCCUGUAUAUUUUUUUGGAUUGCAUAGAAAUUUUACAACCUAUCAGUUCAGAUUAGUUUAUACCUUUUAGGAAACUGAGGCAGCAGAUACUUUGGCUGUUGGACAUACGUGCUCUGUAAGGGAUACACAAAAUGCUCCAUGGUGUAUCUUUGAAGGUUGACUUAUUUGCUAAUCUGUUUUAUUUGCAAUCAAAACUGUACCUUGUUGGAGCAGACUAA
Molecule: messenger RNA, 3146 nt
Organism: Thamnophis sirtalis
Lineage: Eukaryota; Metazoa; Chordata; Lepidosauria; Squamata; Natricidae
Gene: TENT5B
Product: terminal nucleotidyltransferase 5B
Biological process (GO): mRNA stabilization
Molecular function (GO): poly(A) RNA polymerase activity; RNA binding
Source: RefSeq, a predicted model, not a curated record